CAAGAAAACAUGGCAGCCAAACUUCUGUGACCUAGAGAGGUCAAAGUGGAAUAAUACAUGUUAGCACAAAUAAAAAGGAGCGGUUUAUUUUGAAUACAUUGUGGCACAACCAAUGAUUAUUUCCAGUUAGAAAAUCACUGUUGAUUUCACUUGCCGUCGUCAAAUUAACGUCAUAAAUCUGAACUGUUUUGUUGCCUCAGGGUAUAAAUUUAUCUAGAUGGAUCAGGUUUCAUGACACUGACAAGUGCAGAGUGUUAUCUGUCAUAAUAUAACAUGUAAGAGACGAUCGAAUUGCCAAAGAAGAACUCAAGAACCUCGUGUUGCUGCGAUUUUGACUUUGUCUUGUAUUUUCAAAGUGCCCGGAAUCAGUUCGGCCUAAGGAAACCUCGGGAAUGUCAGUAAUCGUGGAAGCGAAGGUUUUGCAACGAUCUGUAUUUUUUACAGGUGAAACUGUACAGUGUCAGGUAUCUUUAACUUACCCAACGUUAUCUGCGACAGAGCCAUAUUCUAAAGGAGGGUUGCCUACACCUAGUACAAACAUUUUAGAGAGAGUGGAGCAUAAUCAUGUAGCACUCGAGAAAGAUGAGAUAAAUGUUGCUUGGGCAAGUGCACAGAUCUAUUGUCAGUGUCACAUAAAUGAAUCUAGAGUUCUUUCAUUGAAUAAUAUCAAAGAUCACCAUCAGCUGCCAUCAGAGAUGAUCACCAGUUUUGUGCCUACCAGUGGUGAAACAGGUCAUUGUUUUCUUGCAACAAAGCCAGUGAUCUUGCUUUGUAAUCUUAGACUUCAAAGAGGACAGACGAAAACAUUUACCUAUACAGAAGAUAUUCCACCAAGUGCACCCCCAUCUUACAGAGGCCAAGCAGUUAGAUUUUCUUAUAAAGUCACAAUUGGAGUUGGAUCAAUUAAUGGGCCUACAAAAUUAAUAAGGCUCCCAAUAAGGGUUAUUAGCACAGAAGGUCUUCUUGUGGAUAUGAAAAAAUCAGCUGAUACUCGUGAAUCACGAAAUCCUUUUCUUGAAGAUCUGAGUGAAAUUGAGCACUCUUUGAGUGACUUAGUUGUGGACAGAUUAACUUUUUUGACUUCCCAGAGAAAUAACAAUGUAUAUAAUAUUUCAUGUCGCCAAGGAUCAGCAGGAAAAUUUAGCUUAUCAAAAUUGUAUUAUCGUAUUGGUGAAGAUUUGCAGGGGUCAUUUGAUUUUACAGAUGCGACUGUUAGGUGUUUAAUGUAUAAAGUAUCAUUACAAUCAGAGGAAGAAGUCUUAGAGAAAUUUAGAAAACCGGGUAGCAAGCAGAAAACAGUUCACACUACUUACAGUAGAUAUGAAGAAUGCUGCUUGAACUGUCGACAAACAAGUUUCUGUUUACCAAUCCCCAUCACAGCGACACCUGAAUUCACGUCUAAAGUGGUUUCUGUUCGGUGGCGCUUGCAUUGCGAAGUUACCACAUCGUGUCAAAACGACUCUGGUAGUGGUGAAUCAACAGAGAUAGGUAAAACUCCUAACAGGACAGAAUUAGAUAAAAUUAUUACAAAUGGACCUAAAACGGGCGUGUUGCACAAAAUACCAAAAGACGUCAAAGUUGAGACAAUGACAUGGGACAUUCCUGUUCGUGUUGUCCCAUCAAGCCCUAUUCUAAUCUCUCUGUUGUCUUCUAACCCUCUUUUUGUAAACGACGUUUUGUAAUUCAUUGCUGAUUACCCUCCUCAGUUGCUUGCCUAAUUUCUCAGAAACUUUAAACGUUCUCCAUUUGUAAAAGAAUCAUUAAAUGUCUAUCGUCAGUAACUUUAAAGAAUUCAAUCAGUUAAAUAUUUCAGAUUUUUGUAAAAUGCUAGUGUAUAUUUGAGAUAUUUCUAAAUAUGACUACAAUAUACAUUCGUUUUGGCAA
Molecule: messenger RNA, 1884 nt
Organism: Rhopilema esculentum
Lineage: Eukaryota; Metazoa; Cnidaria; Scyphozoa; Rhizostomeae; Rhizostomatidae
Product: RAB6A-GEF complex partner protein 2
Source: RefSeq, a predicted model, not a curated record